ACGAACUGAAGCGUUAAUUCCGAGGUAGAGGCACGAGUUGAAGCAUGCAUUGUCACGUUUUACCAAAGUAUCUUGAUAGGGAAUGAUAACCUUACUCAUCAAAGCUACACGUCAAAGUAAAGCUAGCAAGCUGACCUUCUGCAGCAGACAAUUGUAUAAGUUAUUUUGCCGUUUGCAAAGCAACAUGUCUGAGGAAUUACUACAGCGAGUGAGAGACCUGGAAGGAGAGGUGGGGAGACUGAAAGCACAGCUGAGAGAGAAGGUCAAGGAAGGAACUGGGGGUGAGAUGGCGGUGUCAACCAACUCUGAUGGAAAGAAGGAUACCAGCAAGCCUGAUGCUGGUGGCAGGAAAAAGGGCAAAAGAGUGAGUCGGGACCGACCGUUUGAUUUCUCUGCCCAUCCUCGGCGCCAUGUUGCGCUCCGCUUAGCCUACCUGGGCUGGGCCUAUCAGGGCUUUGCUGUCCAGGAGAACACAGACAGCACUGUGGAAGCCCGGCUCUUCGAGGCUCUUCUGAAGACUCGACUGAUCCAGGAUCGCCAGAGUUCUAACUAUCACCGUUGUGGCCGCACUGACAAAGGAGUCAGUGCCUUUUCCCAGGUCAUGUCCAUAGACCUGCGCUCCACUCAGUUUUGUGGAGGCCUAGGAGUGACUCUCCCGUCCAAUGUCGACGCUGAUGUCAAGAACGAAGUGGACGUGGCGGAGCUACCUUAUGUGAAGAUGCUGAACAGAGUCCUGCCCCAGGACAUCAGGAUUCUCGACUGGUCACCUGCUCCGCAGGGCUUCAGUGCACGCUUCGACUGUCAGUCUAGAACCUACCGGUACUACUUCCCACGCGGGGCUCUGGAUGUAACGUUGAUGGCAGAGGCUGCCAAACGCUACGAGGGCACUCACGACUUCCGCAACCUCUGCAAGAUGGACGUGGGCAACGGAGUGCUGCAGUUCCAGAGGACCAUCCUGUCUGCCACGGUCCAGCCUGUCCAUCAAACUCCCCCUCCUGCGCCCACUACCGCAGACCCAUACGACCUCUACAUAUUUGAGAUCAAAGGACUGGCCUUCCUCUAUCACCAGGUGCGGUGCAUAAUGGCAGUGCUGCUGCUGAUUGGCCAGAAGCUGGAGCCCCCAGAGAUAGUGGAUCAACUCCUGGAUGUGAAGACGAAUCCCAGGAAACCCCAAUACAGCAUGGCGGUGGACUUUCCCCUGGUGCUGUUCGACUGCCAUUUUGAGGGGUUGAGUUGGCGCAGGGAGGCUGAGGAGGUGGAACAUGCCCUGGCCACGCUGCAGCACCACUGGACACAGACAGCAGUCAAGACCCAGGUCAUUCACGGCAUGAUCCAAGGCCUAGAUAGCACAGGUGGGACCUCCUCUCCCCAUUGCUGGCUGAUGGAAGGUACCAAACAGCGGAACUAUCGGCCCUUGCUUGAGCGUCCACGCUGCGAGAGCCUGGAGUCCAGAAUAGAACACUUUGUUAAAAGAGGCAGGCUUGAACGAGAAGAAGGAGAAAAUGGUGGCGAAACGGUACACAAGGGCAAAAGGCCAAAGCACUCGCACAAUACCUCCAUUUCGUCUGUCCUCCCCGACGUGUCGCCGUCCUUCUGACCCCAGGGCCAAUCAGAAACCAUAAGAUUGACACCUGCUAGAGAAAUUGGACUUAUCAUAUAAUAUUGUCUGAAUUCUUAAUGCUGUUAUUUUACUUUUAGAUUUUUUUUUUAUGUAAUGGAGAAACAAUUGUAGGUUUUUGUUAUUCUCUGGAAUAAAUCAAUUUGAGAUUAAUCCAAAAGGGUUUAAAGUGUAAUGGAGAACUUGGAUAGGGGAUUAAAAUAACCUUUCAUCAUUGAAGAUUUGUCAAGUUACGUGGCCCACCCAUAGAAUUAGAAUGAAUUAUAGUAAUUUAAUAGGAUCUCUGUUCCCACCAAGGAAGCUCAAGUCGAAACAUUUGUCACGAUCAGGCGGAACCUUUCGUAGAAUUCGAGUGAAUACCGGGAGCUUAUUAUCGAUGCACUGAGCUAAACUAGCUAGUAAGCUAAAGAAAGUUGACUAGCUAACUUAGAUGUUUCUUACCUAACCACAUGGAACAAUGAACCAGAUGUAUAAAUCUGAAGCAUCCGGUUGGCAUUUCCAAUCACCACCAAAUAUGUUGAUGAGAGGAAGCCCAGUGGCCGGCAUUGGGAGAAGAUGGCGCGAGAUGGAUUUUGGCCAACAUUCUGCAAAUGUUCUCAUCUAUUAAACACUUGAUCGCAAUAGCUCUGCCUCCUUUCAACGCAGAUGCAGAAGUGCGACAUCGGCGGAUGCAGUGGAUUGAGAUGCAUUCAUUGCAAAACCCAGAUAUCUCUAGCUUAAACUGACAGAUUUUGAUGAUUUAAAAAAAAAAUUGUUAUAUAGAUUGACAUACCUGUAACAUUCUCAGAACACCACCAAUUGUGUGCUAUUCUAGGUACCCAAGGCAGAGCAUCUAUCCUCUCAGAACAGAAAUUAUGUCAUGGUUGGCUUGCAAAAGAAUCAGGGCACAUCAACACAAAGUGAUCCUCGAAAUGAGAUUUUACAAGUUCAAGGUAAACAUCAAUUAUGUUAUCACUGAACCAAUUUCCAUUGCUUAUUGUAUCAAUAUUCUCAGCUGUGAAUGAAGACAGUUUCCUCUGAGUUGGCUUAGUCGACUAACCUGUACUCCAGCACAUUGACUCUGUAUUUAUUUAGAUGUAUCCUUUAUUUAACCAGGUAGGCUAGUUGAGAACAAGUUCUCAUUUACAACUGCGACCUGGCCAAGAUAAAGCAAAGCAGUGCAACACAACAACACAGAGUUAUACGUGGAAUAAACAGCGUACAGACAAUAACACAAUAGUAAAAAAAAAAAAAGUCUAUAUACAGUGUGUACAAAUGCCAUGAGGAGGUAAGGCAAUGAAUAGGCCGUAGUAGCGAAAUAAUUAUAAUUUAGCAAAUUAACCCUGGAGUGAUAGAUGAGCAGAUGAUGAUGUGCAAGUAUAAAUACUGGUGUACAAAAGAGCAGAAAAGUAAAAAAACAAUAAAAAAAAAAACAAUAUGGGGAUGAGGAAGGUAGAUUGGAUGGUCUAUUUACAGAUGAGCUAUGUACAGCUGCAGUGAUCGGUUAGCUGCCCUGAUAGCUGAUGUUUAAAGUUAGUGAGGGAAAUAUAAAUCUCCAGCUUCAGCGUUUUUUAUUUAUUUUUAUGAUAAUUUAAAAAAUAAGAAUAUUGCAAUACGUUCCAGUCAUUGGCAGCAGAAAACUGGAAGGAAAGGCUUUAUGGAUGACCAGUGAGAUAUACCUACUGGAGCGUGUGCUACGGGUGGGUGUUAUUGUGACCAGUGAGCUGAGAUAAGGCGGAGCUUUACCUAGCAUAGACUUAUAGAUGACCUGGAGCCAGUGGGUCUGGCGACAAAUAUGUAGUGAGGGCCAGCCAACUACAGCAUACAGGUCGCAGUGGUGGAUGGUAUAUGGUAUCUGUUCCCCCUGUAUAUAGCCUUGUUAAUGUUUUAAUGUUACAUAAAAAUAAAAAAGUUAAUAUUUCCUUAACUCUAUUUCUUGAACUGCAUUGUGGGGUUAAGGGCUUGUAAGUAAGCAUUUCACAGUAAGGUAACCUGUUGUAUUUGGCGCAUGUGACUUGAAUGCCUUUUAUGUUAAAGAAUCACAUUCCUUGCAGUUGACAGUGUAUAAGUGAAUGACUUCUUUCAGACCAAAGUGGAGAACCUCCACUACUUAUGUGGUCCCUUGUGGCUCAGUUUGUAGAGCAUGGCAUUUGCAAUGCCAGGGUUGUGGGUUUGAAUCCCAUGGGGGACUAGUACAAAGGAAAAUGUAUGCACUCACUACUCUAAGUCGCUCUGGUUAAGAGCGUCUGUGCUACAUUAUUAAAAUGUUAAUUGCAGCUAGACAACGUGUCUUUGUGCAGCUAUUUGUUGAGUGAUUCAAAUCUAUAGCUCACUGAUGACUCAUGUCUCAGUGCAGUUUACGUGCCAAAGAUGGUUGUGACAUGUAUACAAUUUCACAAAUGGGUAUUUGUCUGAAAAUGUGACUACUGGACAAAUUCUAUGCAUGUUUGAUAAAUAUGCAAGGUAGAGGAAAGCUACUAGGUAAUUUGAUCCUAGCCAUGUCCAUUUUUACAAGCAAAGUCUGUGGGGCAUGAAAGCUUGAUCGUUGAGAGCCUUUUGAAUUCUUAGAUAUAUUGCGCACACUUCUCUGUCGAUUCGAACCAACAAGGUAUUUCUUGCUGCAGAAAUGUCCCUGGGUUCUAUCAGUUUUGUAGUCUGGCCAUACACUGCCUGGGUAUCACAUUGACUGGAAAUGUUUAGACUGAAUUUAGAGAAUAUCAUUUGUGGGUGGAAUUUCUUGAACACUAAUGUUCAACUAUGUCCUUUACACCACUGUAAUGUAGUUCUUGAACCGUGGGUUGUGAAAAUGUCACUGAAUUCAAUGCUUCAAACUGGGAAAUUAGACUUUUCCAUUGGUUAGCUCUAAGUAAACUAUUAUGGCUUCCAGAGAAUUCUGAUGCAGUAGUGAGAAAGAUGUAAAUGGGUAACAUUUUAUCUACUGUGUGACUGGAAAGUAUUCAUACUGUGGAAUUACAGAAAUUAUAUCAUUCUGAAUCAAGUUUGUUUGUGUCUGAGGCUCAUUUAACUACUUCAUAGAAAUAUAAAACCCCUUCUGUACUCAUGCCAACCCCUUCCCUAGUCGUGCCAACUGAAAUGUGUAAGUCAUUUGCCUGUAUCUUAAGUGUUCAAAUCUAGCUCUGACCAGAAAUGCCCCCUUGUUGAUUUUGUGCCUGAGUGAAAUAUUACAGAACUCAAUCUGUACAUCUGUUGCUUGUUGCCAACAACUGGGAUUUCAAUUGUACUGGAUGGAAAAAUGGGGUCUCUUAACUCUAACAUUUUCUGCUACACGGGUACAACAAGAACAAUUAGGAUCUGGUGUGGUAGUCCACUACACUGUAAAUUCUGAUCAUUGUUCAUCCCGGUCUUUUUAUUAAGACUGAACGAUUUAGAAUGUAUAGCUGGAGGAAUUUGAAAAGACCUUCAGAGAUACUUUGGUGCUUUAUUUUCCUUUUUCAUAGCUUUCCUCAGGUUAGCAGCUUUGUGUUUUUUGGGAUUGCGAAGUUUGAUUUUCUCAUGUAUCUCUGGCCAGCUUUAUGCAGAGUAUACAAUUUGACAUUACAAUAGUCAAUUCUAUGUUUUGUUUCAUCAAGAAAAGAAAAAAAAGGUGUUUUGACGUUACCUCACUAAUUGCUGUACUUAUUCUGUCUUGGGUUUGACUUGUAUAAGGCUGAAAACAUCUGUAAAUCUUCUGCCAAAAGGUCAGAUCAAAUUGGUAUUACAAGGAGAACGUUUUUGAAAAGUGUGUCCAACAUCCCUUAAAGGUUUUGAUCUGUGCAUUGGACACUACUAUUGUCUUUGAUGCUCAGUGAUGAUUUUUGUUUCUUUCAGAACUUUGCCCAGUUGCUCAGAUAAUCUGCACCGCAGUUCAUCCAUUGCAUUGCGUGGUUCACUUUUAGAAUGGCUGUUCGACUGUCCUGCUUGGCUAUUCACAUUGACAAGGCUCUGCUCUACCAAUGUAGAAUUAGUUCUGCUCCCCGGGGCAAUGCAAAUGUCAUAGACUAAAGCGCAAAUUUCCUGGCAUUUUUUGGAAUUCAACAACAAACUGAAUAUGUACAUGCCAACUCUAUACCUAUCAUCUUUACCAUAAAAUAUAUUUUUUUACGGAGUUCACUAGCCUGUCGCAUUAAGUAACUUUCACUUGCUCGUAUGAUACAGGAGUCCAGAUCUUUUGCCGUGGCUUGUCCAGUGACUAUUUUUCAGCAGCGCCGCAAAUACGUCAACAUACUGUCGCUAUUGAACAUUUUCAUAGCUGUAUUCAACAACACUUAUGGACCUACCACCAUUUUGUACAGGUACCGUUUUACUGUCAUGCACCAGCUUUUCUUUGUCCCUCAUUGCAUAAAGCAACUGCUCUAUUACAAUUUGUGUGUGAUCCUCGCUUACCAUAACUGCUACAGGGGCAUAGUAGUUUGGUGCGGCAAGGCAAGCUACAAGUAUCAGAGCAAAAUCCUUAUUUUUAUUGACUCUAGACUUGAUCCCACCACCAGUGGUGUCCCAGAAUACUGCACUGUGCUUCGUCAUAUCAUGCCAGUCUCUUUUUUUUUCUCCCACCCGCCCCCCCAGUAAAACAUAAACCCCUUGAUAGCUG
Molecule: messenger RNA, 6185 nt
Organism: Oncorhynchus masou masou (cherry salmon)
Lineage: Eukaryota; Metazoa; Chordata; Actinopteri; Salmoniformes; Salmonidae
Gene: pus3
Product: pseudouridylate synthase 3
Exons: 8
Coding region: 83-1597 (504 amino acids)
Biological process (GO): tRNA pseudouridine synthesis; mRNA pseudouridine synthesis
Cellular component (GO): cytoplasm; nucleus
Molecular function (GO): RNA binding; pseudouridine synthase activity
Source: RefSeq, a predicted model, not a curated record